This is a messenger RNA of Penicillium maclennaniae, 1374 nucleotides long. RefSeq names its product annexin. Bases 1 to 1374 code for a protein of 457 amino acids. Gene Ontology annotation, cellular component: cytoplasm. Gene Ontology annotation, molecular function: calcium-dependent phospholipid binding; calcium ion binding. The record is from RefSeq and is a predicted model, not a curated record. NCBI's taxonomy places the organism in Eukaryota, Fungi, Ascomycota, Eurotiomycetes, Eurotiales, Aspergillaceae. The transcript has 2 exons.
AUGACUACAGAGCCGCCUUACGGCGCAUACGGACAACCUCCCCACGGUGCACCGACUGGUCCUCCUCAGGGCUAUCAACAGCCUCCCUAUCCUCAACAGCAAUACGGAGCCCCUCAAGGCCAAUAUCCGCCUCAACAAGGUUACGGCCACCCUCCCCCGCAGCAGGGCGCAUCCUACGGUGCUCACUCCCCGCAACCCCCAGCUGGUUACCACGCUCCCUCUCCACAACCCCCUUAUGGCGCGCCUCCCAAUCAGGCCCCCUACGGCCAUCCUCCGCAAGGAUAUGGCGCCCCUCCAAACCAGCCUCCCUCCGGCGGUCCCGGCUACGGCGCACCCUACGGCGCGCCCCCAAUGGGCCAACCUCCAAUGGGACAACCCCAAGGUGGCAUGCCUCCGUACAUGGGAGCACCCUCAGUGCCAUCACUAGGCUAUAUUCCCGGUCAAACUGCACCAGGUGACUUCCGCCCUCAAGCCGAUGCACUCCGCAAAGCAAUGAAGGGCUUCGGCACCGACGAAAAGGCCCUCAUCCAGAUUCUCGCACCCCUCGACCCGCUCCAGAUGGCCGCCGUGCGCGCCACCUACUCCUCCCAUAUUGGCCGCGAUCUCUACAAAGAUGUCAAGUCCGAGUGCGGCGGCUACUUCCGCGACGGUCUCCUUGCCGUGAUCGAGGGUCCAUUGAUGCACGACACAGCCUGCGCGCGCGAAGCUAUCGACGGGAUCGGCACCAAGGAAUGGCUCAUGAACGACAUCCUCCUCGGCCGAUCCAACGCUGACCUUAACGCGAUCAAGACCGCCUACGAGCGUACCUACCGCCGCCAGUUGUCCAAAGACGUUGAAGGCGAUUUGUCAUUCAAGACCGCUAGCCUCUUCGCGACUGUUCUGCGUGCCCAGCGCCACGAUGAGUCCAUCCCGCCUAAUCCGCACGCGAUGGAGAACGAGGCGCGCAUCCUGCACGAGGCUACCUCGGCUCGCAUGGUGAACAAUGUCACCGAGGUGUGUGCGAUCUUUGCGCGCUCCUCGGAUAAUGAGAUCCGCGCCAUUGACCAGGCCUUCCAUGCGCGUUAUCACGCUUCCCUCGAGAAGCACAUUGAAAAGGAGUUCGCUGGCCACAUGGAAGAUGCUUUGCUGCAUAUGUACCGCACAGCCAAGGACCCUGCUAUGCGCGAUGCCAUUCUACUCGACGAAUGCAUGUCGGGCAUGGGAACCAAGGACGAGCGCCUGGUCGUGCGUGUUGUCAGAGUCCACUGGAACAGGAACCACAAGGAGCAGGUUAAGCGCGCUUAUCACCACAAGUAUGGAAAGCACUUGAUUGAGCGUGUACGCGGCGAGACUACGGGCGAUUAUCAGCGUUUGAUGGUUGCUUUGCUUGAAUAG